This is a messenger RNA of Ectocarpus sp. CCAP 1310/34, 2130 nucleotides long. Lineage: Eukaryota; Phaeophyceae; Ectocarpales; Ectocarpaceae. The record is from the annotation of a GenBank genome assembly.
AUGACUGAUGACGGAAAGAGCACUACUUCCACACAGAGUAUUCGGACCAUCUUGCAAGGGUCCGACGGCGCUAUAUUCGACCUCCUCUGUGCCGGGGCCUCGAAUCAGCAGUGGACAGAGUGGCUUCGGACUCCGGUGGAAUAUGCUGUGGCUGCUGGCAAUUUGGACCUCGUUGUCAAGCUUGCCCAAGCGGGGCAAGCGGGGGCAAGAAACAGUGCUAUGCCCUCGGCUGUGAGAAGAGGCCACGAUGCCGAGCCAGACGAGCGUGGCAACACUCCUCUUCAUAUCGCUGCCAGCCUUGGCCAUGACGCCAUCAAUGCGCUACUGCUACUUCAGAAGGCUGCCGUUAAUUCGCUUGAUGGCGAGGACCGCACGCCUCUUCAUCUAGCAGCUGGGAAAGACUCUCUUGCUGGUGUCAAAGCUCUGGUCUCUGCCCACGCGGAUCUUCGCCUCCGCUUCGGUGACGCUGAUGAAUCACCGAUGGACUGUGCUGCGUGCUUCGGUUAUGUGGACAUGAUGCUCACGCUGACCCAACACGGGGUUGGCGUAAAUGAUGCUGCCGCUACCGGCAUGACUCCCUUGCACAUCGCUGCCGGUCAAGCCCAACUUCCUGCGAUCGAUGCACUUGUGGAGGCUGAGGCCAACGUCGGGGCGGAGGAAUAUGGAACCGGUGGUACGCCGCUACAUUUGGCGACAGGGUCUGCCUCGGUCGAUGCUGUGGCUUGUUUAUUGAGGCACGGGGCAGACGCAAACAAGCUUAACGGUGAUCGACUCUCCGCUCUCCACCUGGCUGCCAAGGAUGGCGCAGCUGACAUGACAAGCCUUACCGCUCUGCAUAUGGCUAUCUCCAACAAGGACACGGGCGUAAUCGAUGCCCUUGUAGAAGCCGGUGCUGAGGUUGACGCUCAGGGAGGUGAAACGUGUGAGACACCGUUGCAUCUGGCAACCAAGCUGGGAUCAUCCGACGCAGUGGCCAUUCUCUUGACGCACGAUGCUGACCCGAAAUCCACUGCCAUAAUUCAGGCACUUGUGGCUGAGGGUGCUCAGCCGAGCCUUUCUGAAGGCAUCAAUGGAAUGACUUCUUUGGCCCUAGCCGCUGCACGGAGACAUGGUGAGGCCGCAGCAUCGUUAGUCCUGCAUCGACCGAGCGCGAAUGCUCAGGACGAUCGUCGCCGGACUGCCCUGCACUGUGCUGCCUCCAACGACAAUGUGGCGGUCAUCGAUGUGCUUGCCGCCGCCGGGGCUAAAAUAGGCGCGAAGGACAAAAGGGGUUGGACGCCUCUGCAUUUCGCAUCGUCUGGUGGGUGCAUUGAAGCUGUUGCGGCGCUCAUGAAGCACGGGAGUGACGGCAACAUCGUAAAUUUCGACUGUUACUCGCCGCUCCACCUUGCAGUAUGUAAAGGAGAUUGCGCUGCUGUAACUGCCGUGUUGGUAGGCGGGGCCGACCUCGAGGCGGAGGCAGCCCACGGGGGUACACCUGUUCAUAAUGCCCUGCAAUGGGGGUGUUCUGAAGUCGUCCUGGCCCUGCUGAAGCAUGGCGCCCACCCGACCAAGCGGAUGGCCAACGGCCGUGGCGGACGUCACGCGGCUGUCGGAGAAAACAUCGAUCUUCGUGACUAUGAGGGUUCCACAGCGUUGCACCUGGUCGGUGGCGAUUCUGCCGAGGUCGUGGAAAUCCUACUCCAACACGGCGCGGAAGUGGAGUCUCGUGAUAUGGAUGAUCGAACUCCACUGCACAAGGUCGCCAUGACCUACAAUAAAAGGUACACCUCGAUCGACGCCCUUGUUGACGGAGGUGCUGCGAUUGAGACCCCAGACAACUUUGGAAGAACCAUCCUCCAUCUCGCUUCUUCGAAACACAGGUGUGCAGCAAUGAAGGCUCUUCUUCGGAAGGGUGUUGACGUACUUGCCAAAGAUAACGACGGACGCUCACCAUUGCACCUUGCCGUGUCAUACGAAACUUCCAAAGACACCGUCGAAUACGAGGACGUCGAGGACGAGCCAUACGUGGGCCGCACCCCGGUAGAUGUUUGGAGGGCUCUCGCUGAGAUGAAUUACGCUUGGGCUAGUUCGGCGGCUCCCAUUCGCAGGCUCUUGGUGGGCGCUCAGAAGGACAGAACAUGGCGUUGA